This is a messenger RNA of Phytophthora sojae, 651 nucleotides long. RefSeq lists its product as hypothetical. The coding region runs from base 1 to 651 and encodes 216 amino acids. The record is from RefSeq and is a predicted model, not a curated record. Lineage: Eukaryota; Oomycota; Peronosporomycetes; Peronosporales; Peronosporaceae. The transcript is spliced from 2 exons.
AUGACGUCGCCCAAGAAGAAGAAGAAGAAGAAGAAGAAGCCCCGUCAGUCUUCGUCUGCCAAGCGCCCCAGAGUUGCGUCGGCGUCUUCUCCGAAGGCCCCCAAGCGCAAGCGGGUGACCGCGGCAGCCUCGGGAGGGGCCUCGAGGAAAGGGGAAGGUAGCUGCAAGGGUGAAGCGCCCCGGGGUGCUCGCCGAACACGAGCUCGUGGCGCUGCUCCUCACGUGCAUGGCGAAGGUGGCGAACUUCUCCAACUCCGUCGUCCCAGAGUGGAAGACCCCGGCGCUGCUCUAGGAGAUGAAGAGGCGGAGCUUGCGAGGCUUGCGCUUGCGUGGCUUGGACUUGGAGAGUCGGCGACUGCGCGCGAAAACCAGACGUCGGGCGUCACGAGGUCUCGCCCCGCGACCGGGGCAGUCUCGACUGACGCCGCGGAGGUGAGCAGCUCGAAGGCGAUCAACAGCACCUUCAAGGUUCGGCUCCACCCCACCAAGGAGCAGAAGUCCCUGUUGGAUCUGAUGUUCUCGGCCAACCGAGCGGCGUACAACCGGUUUGUCUUCCUCUCGCGCGAGGGCCUUGCCAAGUGCACAUCGAUGAAGGAGCUGCGCAAGAAAUACCUUCCCAUUUUCCAGAAGGGCACGAUGGAGACCAUCUGA